Ctenocephalides felis (cat flea) is the source of this 6421-nucleotide messenger RNA. RefSeq names its product serine/threonine-protein kinase Genghis Khan (gene gek). The record is from RefSeq and is a predicted model, not a curated record. Gene Ontology annotation, biological process: peptidyl-threonine phosphorylation; actomyosin structure organization. The coding region runs from base 536 to 5959 and encodes 1807 amino acids. Lineage: Eukaryota; Metazoa; Arthropoda; Insecta; Siphonaptera; Pulicidae. Gene Ontology annotation, cellular component: cytoplasm; cytoskeleton. Gene Ontology annotation, molecular function: ATP binding; protein serine/threonine kinase activity. The transcript is spliced from 37 exons.
CGAGUUGUGUUUGUGUAAUUUUUAUACAAGAAGUGAUAAUAUUACGUUUUUAUUUAAAGCAAAAUAUAAAUAACCAUCUAAACAAAAUCUAGAAAUAUUUAUAAAAGUGUAAAUGAACGUUUGUGAUAAUUAAUAACUUAUAUAAAACGCUAAUAUGAGGUUUCAAACUAAUCGGUGACAUAUAGAAAAAUUCUUACCUAGUUGGACUCGAACAAAUCGUGUUGAUCACGAAUAAAAGAUAUUUAAACAACGUCAAAAAAGUGUUUCUCGUCUAAAUCUAACAAUAUUCCUAUUAUUUCUCCCCCCAGUGUGAUAAAUGAAAGCCCUCCUGUGAAUAACUGCAUAUGGCGACCGAAAUUUUUCCGUCGCCCUAGAAUUAAUUUUAUUCAAAUCAAACAAAAUAAUGUCAUUGUCUUUUGUUAUUAAUUACUCAUACGAAGAAGGAUCGCCAAAAUGAAUGGUUCCUACCUAAAUAUUAGGAACCACAACACAAUAAUCGAUUCUUUCAUCUGCACUUAACUGAACAUUUGAAGCCAUGGCUGAAGUAAAGGAACAUCUCGGUAGCCAAAACAGUAAUUCAGGGGUACCAGGAUCCAAGAGAUUUCAGCUUCUGGAAUCGAUGAUCCUGGACAGCCCUGUGAAUAAAUCGGUCCUGCACAACAACUCGGCCAUUUCGAACAAACAAGCAAGCAAUAAUUCAACCGAAUGCAAUAACAAAAACGAUCACUUCAACAAUAUGAACCAUGGAAAAAUGAUUUCUAUAGAAAGCCUUCUGGACGCCUUGCUGGUGCUGUAUGAUGAGUGCUGUAACUCUUCGUUGAGAAGAGAGAAGACUGUCUCGGAUUUUAUAGAAUUAGUGAAACCUAUUGCGCAAAAUAUCAAAUCAUACAGGCUAUCAAGAGAGGAUUUCGAAGUAAUAAAAGUUAUAGGACGAGGCGCUUUUGGCGAAGUUUGCGUCGUAAGAAUGAUCCAGACACGAAAAGUUUAUGCUAUGAAGAUUCUUAAUAAAUGGGAAAUGCUGAAAAGAGCCGAAACAGCAUGUUUUCGUGAAGAGAGAGAUGUAUUGGUUUUUGGAGAUAGAAGAUGGAUAACGAACUUGCAUUAUGCUUUUCAAGACGACAGCAAUUUGUAUCUUGUGAUGGAUUAUUACUGCGGCGGCGACCUAUUAACUUUAUUGAGCAAGUUUGAGGACAGAUUACCUGAGGAUAUGGCUAAAUUUUAUAUUGCUGAAAUGGUUCUUGCAAUUGCUUCAAUUCAUGAACUUCAAUAUGUUCAUAGGGACAUCAAACCAGACAAUUUGGUUUUAGACGCGCAUGGACACAUUAGGUUGGCCGAUUUUGGAUCCUGCCUCAGGCUAAAUGCUGAUGGAAUGGUUCAGAGCAAUGUAGCAGUAGGUACACCUGACUACAUUAGUCCUGAAAUUUUAAGGGCUAUGGAAGACGGCCAAGGACGAUAUGGAAGAGAAUGCGAUUGGUGGUCUUUGGGGGUGUGCAUGUAUGAAAUGCUCUAUGGAGAAACACCAUUCUAUGCUGAAAGUUUAGUAGAAACUUAUGGGAAAAUAAUGAAUCAUCGAAACUGUUUUGAUUUUCCUGCUGAUUCGGGUAUAGAUGUUUCUGAAAAUGCUAAAGAUCUCAUAAGAAGGCUUAUUUGUGCACCUGAGUUCAGACUGGGACAACAUGGAAUUCAGGAUUUUAAGACUCAUCCUUGGUUUGAAGGUGUUGAUUGGGAUAAUAUUCGAAAUGGUGCAGCACCUUAUGUACCUGACGUUUCGAGUCCAACUGAUACUUCAAAUUUUGAUGUUGAUGAUACAGAUAUACGAUUAUCUGAUGCAGUACCACCUACAGCAAAUCCUGCAUUUUCAGGACAUCAUUUACCAUUUAUCGGAUUCACAUUUACCCAAGGAAGUUAUUUAUCAGAUGUAUGUAUGUUGAAGCCUUAUGACUCCAACCAAAUUACAACAAACCAAGCCAAUAAUCUUCAGCAACAACAACAAUUGUCAAAACGUAAUUUACCAUUAAUGGAUAAUCAGUCAAUCUCUUGUAUGCUCGAUGAGAAAAAAUCUUCACCUGAUGGCACUAGAAGACUCCAAGACGAAAUAAAUGUUCUCACAAAGAGAAAUUGUGAAUUGGAAUCUCAAAUUAAAAGUUUUGAGACUACUGGAAAAAUUGAUCAAUUAGAUGCUGCAGAAACUUCUGAUGCAAAAGUUAGAGAGUUGGAAAAGUUCAUUAGGGUUUUGACCCAAGAAAAGGAAGAAUGUAUGAAGGAUAAAUUGGAUUGCUUAGAGAAAUUAAAACAACAGGAUAAAGAAUUAAAAGAUGCCCUGAGCCAACGGAAAUUAGCAAUGACUGAAUAUACAGAAGUUACCGACAGAUUAUCGGAAUUGCGUCAGCAAAAACAAAAAUUAUCAAGACAGGUUCGAGAUAAGGAGGAAGAAUUGGAAGUAGCAAUGCAAAAAAUUGAUAGUUUACGAAAUGAUAUUCGCCGAGCUGAAAAAAAUCGCAGAGAAAUGGAAUCUCGAGUCGAAGAUUCUAUUGCGGAAGCAGGAAAGGAAAGAAAAUUAAGAGAACGGUCAGAAGAAUAUUGUCGACAAUUACAAGAAGAAUCUGAAAGGACUAGAAUGAGAUCGACAAGUGAUUUAAGUAGUUCAAGUGCUUCACUCAAUAAAUCUUCUGACUACGAAAGACUGGAGUUACAAUAUAAUGAAAGGUUGACGCAGCAACAAAUUAGAUUUACUAAAGACCUGACGACUUUACGGGAGCAGCUGAACGAGGCUGAAUCACAGCGUGACAUGUUGCAACGGGAGUUACAAAUGUCUAGAGAAAAAUUAGAUUCUAGUCGUUUGGAGAGCUUGACCGAUUCUGAAGAAGCGAUAGCUGAAUUACAGCGACGGCAUGAUAGAGAAAAGAAAAUGUUGCUAGAAGACAAUAGGAAAUUGCUAGCUGACUUGGAAACAAUGGGCGAAACAGUACGAAGAAUACAGAAUGAACGAAUGCAAAUGGAUAGUGAAUUUGAAGAGUUGCGUAAUAAGAGACAAGCAAUCGGGCAAUGGGAGAGGCAGAUCAGUGAGAUAAUUCAAUGGGUUUCUGAUGAAAAAGACGCACGCAGUUAUUUACAAGCUUUAGCAACAAAAAUGACGGAGGAACUGGAAUAUCUUAAACAUUCAGGUGUUUCCGCGCAAUCAACGGAUAAAAAUUGGAGGAACAGGAGAUCUCAGAAAUUGGAUAAAAUGGAAUUGCUCAAUUUGCAGAGUUCUUUGCAAAGUGAGAUUCAGGCUAAAGCUGUCAUUUCCGAAGAGCUAUCAAGAACCAGAGCAGAUCUUAUUGCUUCCCAAAAAGAUCAACGGGAUUUGAGGCAACGAUAUGAGAUGCUGGCUCAAGAUGUUAAAUGUAAAGAAAUGCAGAUUAAGGACAUGCAGCAUCGAUUAGAAUCUGGAGAAGGAUUCCUAGAACGACCGUCAUCUCAAAUGUCCUACUUGGAUCAUUUUCUAAAAGAAUCUUCAGUAGCCACCAGCACUACGCAAACUUCUACCGUCCAGCAGGCUGGUACGACGCACCAGCACGGAUCUACUCACCAUAAUUCAUCUGUUCAAAAUUUGCAUAGCCCAAGUCUGCAUAGUGUGCAGAACUAUGGUAUACCAGCUUUUCCGGUAACUAGCCAACACCCACCGAAUUCAGGGCAAUUGCAAUCGCCGAAUAUUUCGUCGACUUUGCAUUUGGGUCAAAGCAUGGAAAGUGAAGAUGGAGACAUUGAAGAUAACAGAGCUUUAUCCUUGAGCAGUUCAAAAUCUAAUUUAUCUGAAAUUUCAGUGGAACAUAAUUCGAUGCACAUGAUGCCAAGUAUGAAACAAAAAGUUCAUCAAUUUUUGGUACGGACGUUUAGCAGUCCCACGAAAUGUAACCAUUGCACAUCUUUAAUGGUCGGUCUAACACGUCAAGGUGUUGUCUGUGAAUUAUGCGGAUUUGCAUGCCAUAUGACAUGCUGCCAAAGAGUUCCAACACAAUGUCCAGUACCACCCGAUCAAACAAAAAGGCCACUUGGAAUCGAUCCGACAAGAGGAAUUGGAACUGCCUAUGAAGGCUAUGUGAAAGUUCCAAAACUUGGUGGUGUAAAACGCGGCUGGAUUAGGCAAUUUGUGGUUGUCUGCGAUUUUAAAUUAUUUCUUUAUGAUAUCUCAUCUGAUAGAAGUGCUUUACCAAGUGUGCAUGUGUCACAAGUUUUGGAUAUGCGUGAUCCAGAGUUUAGUGUAGCUGGUGUACGAGAAUCUGAUGUCAUACAUGCUGCUAAGAAGGACAUUCCUUGCAUAUUUAGAAUUAGUACAUCUUUACUAGAAAAUGGUCCAAGCAGUCAUACGUUGAUGUUAGCAGAUACAGAGAGCGAAAAAACAAAAUGGGUUGUUGCGCUAAGUGAACUUCAUAGGAUAUUGAAAAGAAAUAAUUUACCUAAUACUGCAAUGUUCCGGGCACGUGAGCUUUUAGAUGGUACAUUAUCAGUUGUUAAAAAUGCUUUGUGUUCUCAAAUAAUCGAUCCUGAUAGGUUACUGUUAGGAACUGAAGAAGGAUUGUAUUGUUUGGAGCUAGACAGAAGCGAAAUUGCUCGAAUUGGAGAAGCAAAAAAAGUGCACAUGUUGACACAAAUUGCAGAGGAACAAUUAUUAGUAGCUUUAUGUGGACGACAAAGGCAUGUGAGGCUGGUGCCAAUUAGAGCAUUAUAUAAUACAGAUGUUGAUUGGAUUAAGGUGGCGGAGACCAAAAAUUGUAUAACAUUUACAACUGGGAUGAUAUCUCGAAACCCUACUGCAUUUUGUUUAGUUGUUGUUGUAAAACGACAAAAUAAUUCUCAAAUUUUAGUUUAUGAAAUUAAUAGAGCUAAAACUAGGCAUGAGAAAAUCGCUGAGGCUAUAGUGCCUUAUAUUAUUCAAAGCCUUCAGAUAUCAGCAGACCAUCGAUUAAUCGUAGGACACCAAGCUGGGUUUACCAGUUAUUCAUUAAUGUUAGACACACAACCAACAUCUCUUGUACAUCCUGAUAAUCAAUUAUCAACUUUUCUCUGUUAUUCUGGUGUUGAUGCUUGGAAAGUUGUGGAAGUUUCUAAAGGAGAAUCACUCCUUGUUUUUCAAACUUUAUCUAUAUAUGUAGAUAGUAUUGGCAGGAAGUCAAGGGAUAGAGAGAUCAUGUAUCCUGCUGUGCCAACUGCUAUCACAUACUGUGAUGGCCAUCUACUAGUCUUCAGUGAGACACAUAUAGAUGUUUUCAACUGCCAGACUUCAGAAUGGGUCCAAAGCAUCGGUUUGAAGAAACCUAAACCAUUAAAUUUGCAAGGAAACUUAGUUUUAUGUAUUCUGAACGACGCUCCUUGUGUUGUUUACAUGGCCAGCGUUCAUACAAGGGACCAGCUAAACAUGUCUUGGUGCGAACGAAGCGACUCCAGGGGGGGCAAACCGCCGAAACGAAGAUUCUCGCUGCGCGAGAGUAAUAGGUCUCAAAGGGCCGCAGCAACUGAUCGCAGGUCGAAAAUGAUUUCAGCUCCCACGAAUUUCAAUCAUAUUUCACACAUGGGUCCAGGAGAGGGUAUACAAGUUCAACGUUUAAUUGAUCUACCAACUACCAUAGAGACUGCCGAUCGGGUAACUACAAGGCAUGCUCCACCUCCACCUAGGACUGCUCCUAGACCAGUUUUUCCAUCAUAUAAUGGUUCUAAAAGAACAGCUCCAUUGAGACCGAGGGAACAGCCACCCAGUUUGCCUCGAUCACCAGAUAGAAAUUCUGAGUUAAGAAUGCAUACGGAUAGGGAUUCUCAUUCGCCACCUAGUCUUGGAUCUAUGUCUAGUUUACAUGAUAUACUAAAGGUAGUAGACAUGGCCAGUGGGUCUCGACACAGCGUUGCAAGCAAUAACAGUUCUUCAGUCAGCACUCCUCCUUCUCCAGUUGCAGAUCGGCAUUCGUCAUCAUAUGAUUCAUGAUCGUAAGUUUUAAUCCAAAAUUUUAACAUUAUGAUCAGCCAAUGAGACAAAUUAAACAGCCUGCAUAAUAUAAUUUUAAUUCUGUCAAGUUAAGGAAUAUUGCGGCAUAUUAUAACUAAGAACUCAUGCAUUUACUUAUGUUGCCAAUUAGCAAUUUAUAAUAAAAAGUAAUAUUUUUCUUUAUUAAUUAGAGAUCACCAAUUUAUUCAAAUACCAUGACUUUUUCUGAAACUAUGCACUAUUAUAAGUGAUCUUGUGCAAUUGACGCUUAAUUAUAGAUUAUUUAAUUAUCUAUAGGUCCAUAUUGAUUAUUGAUACUACGAGACUUUUAAAAUUAACCAGAAAUGCAUGUUUCUAUACUUAAUCGAUAUAUACUUUUGCAUGAACUUGUAAAGACACAAAAUUUACAUGGUUUAACUCUAAAAUUAUAAGCGGUCGUACGAAUUCAAAAGUUUAAUCAAA